UCUAGACUCCAACGAGCGACGCAUAUUAAUAACGUGAUUACUAUUUGCCCUUGGCGAUAGUAAUUAAUUAAUUGAUCUCUCAUAAAUUAAAAGCACUUCCUCUUCAUAUCAUAGCCAUAUAUAGCAUCUCCAUCUCUAUCUCCAUCUCUCCAUCACCAUCUCCAUCUCACCAAUAAGCCUCCUAAUGCUAUCCUUCAAGAUUAGCCAAGAAGGAGCUACAGAAGUCACAGAAGAGGUCCAAGAUGAUCUUCAGUGGAUCAAGAGAAUGGCAAAUGUCCUCAAUGGGUGUCAAGAAAAAACACUAGGCAAUUGGCCAUGUACUAUCUUCAAGGUGCCGGAGAACAUCCGGCAGUGCGACAACAAAGGGGCGUAUGAUCCUUCCAUCGUUACUAUUGGCCCUUACCAUUACAAUAAAUUCAAAAAUAGAACAGUCCAGGCCAUGCAAGCUCACAAGUGGCACUGCAUGCGGCGCUUGCUUUCAAGGCACACCAAGAGUAGGCGCAAAGCUACCGAUUUGUUCGGCCAAUGCUUGGAGGAAAUGCGGAAAAUGGAUGCAGAUGUCCGAGGCAGUUACUCGGAAGAUCUCCAUCACUUGAGUGUUAAUGAUUUGGCCUUGAUCAUGUUUCUGGAUGGUUGUUUCAUCAUCCAUGUCUUGCUCAAGUUUAAUGAAGUCGACGAGUACUGGGAAAACAUUUCCAACAUGGUAACGUUGGGCAAAAAUAAUGAUAAUGAUGAUGGUCAGGAGGAGGAAGAGGACAUUGCUGCUGGACAUGAAGAAGACAUGGUGGUGUUGGACAUUAUGGGAGAAAAGAAGAUAGAUUUGCGAGUGGUUGGAGUAUGGAAUAUAUGGGGAAAUAUGCUGCAUGAUUUGGUGAACGUUGAGAACCAAAUCCCUUUCACCAUUAUCCAGGCACUCUUCAGCAAGCUUAAGACUCCUGGAGAUGAAGACAUUGAUCUAGUCGAGAUUGCGCGUCAGCUUUUAUCUUGUAUCCAUCCAUCACCUUACCAAAACUUCGCCACCAUUCCGCCUCCGCCCGUCCACCAUUUGCUUCAUUUGUUCCAUUCAACAUUCGUUCCUUCCGAUGAUUGUUUAAAGAUCAACUCAAGCAACUUACAAAAACAAAAAAUCAUAGAUGUUGAUUGGAUCCCGAGUGCGACGGAACUUCAGCUCGCAGGAGUCAAGUUCGUGAAGAAGAAGGGAUGUGCCACCAACUUCCUCGACAUUUCAUUCAAGAACGGCAUCAUUGAAAUUCCCCAAGUUGAGCUAGAUGACAACACAAACACUCUCUUCAGGAAUUUGAUCGCAUUCGAGCAAUGCUAUUAUCCACAUACAAAGAAUUACAUCACUGCCUAUGCCUUUUUUAUGGACUACAUGAUCAACGCCCCAAAAGAUGUGGAAUUAUUUGAGUUGAAAGGAAUCUUUAUCAAUCGCUUGGGCACUCCUGAUCAUGCCGCUACUCUUAUUAACCACUUGUGCGACCAAAUUAGGUUGUCCCGUGACAACUUUCUUAAAGGGUCAAUUCAAGGUGUGAAAAAUUAUCACGAAUCCAGAUGGCAUAAAUGGAGGGCAAAAUUGAUGCGUGAUUAUUUUGAUAAUCCAUGGGCCAUUGUGUCAUUAGUAGCAGCUCUCAUUCUUCUUCUCCUCACUAUCCAACAAUCCUUCAUUGCAGCUUAUUCUUACUUCCACCCUCCUAAAAAUUGAAAGGAAAUAACAAAGCAUUGCUUGUAACAGUUGGUAUUUGGAUCCACCAAGUACUUGUUGAAUAAGUCCACUCAGAAGUAUGGUUGCUAUGGAUGGUUGACUUCUCUUUAGAGGCGGCUACUGUGUACUUAUGCAUGCUGAUUAGACAAGAGGAAAUCGAGUUUGGCUAUGUGAUUGGAUAUAUGUCUGCUCCCUUUUGCAUCUAGUUUCACUUUUGUAAGCUGUGUCAGCAUCCUUUCUGGCAAGCAUUAAGUAUGUUCCUUUUAUAUUCACUUGUUUAGUUCUAUUGUCUUUCAAGCUAAUUAAUACAAGCUUCAUCUGUGUCUCUGAAAA
Molecule: messenger RNA, 2035 nt
Organism: Dioscorea cayenensis subsp. rotundata (Guinea yam)
Lineage: Eukaryota; Viridiplantae; Streptophyta; Magnoliopsida; Dioscoreales; Dioscoreaceae
Product: UPF0481 protein At3g47200-like
Exons: 1
Coding region: 185-1702 (505 amino acids)
Source: RefSeq, a predicted model, not a curated record